CAGCUAAUUUAUUAAUUAUAAUCAACAUGCAAUUUCAUGAUUGUAAUUAGUAAGGUCUAUAAAAAGCUGGACUUAUGUGUGGCGAUAUAUACAUACAGAUAGAUACAUACAAAUGGAUGAAGCUUCUUGCAAAUACCAUAUGAUUGGAGGUGAUGGCCCUAAUAGCUAUGCUCACAAUUCUGUCUACCAGAAAGAGUUAAUUGUCUCAGCAGAGGACUUGACAAACCAACUGAUCAACUCCCAUCUCGACACGAACAAACCUCCGUUCGAUCCUCGAAACACCUUUAGAAUAGCCGACCUAGGAUGCUCGGUGGGCCCCAACACAUUCUUCGCAGUCGAAAACAUCAUUAAAUCCGUCGAAAACAAAUACAAAAAAUCCAACCGAACAACACAAAACCCUAAUAUUAACCACCAAACACCCGAAUUCCAAGUCUUCUUCAACGACCUCGUAAACAACGACUUCAACACCCUCUUCAAAAACAACCUACACACCUCCAAAAAGAGCUACUUUAUAGCGGGAGUUCCGGGCUCGUUUCAUUCUCGUUUAUUUCCGAAAGAAAGUAUCCAUUUCGCGCACUGCUCGACCGCGCUUCACUGGCUAUCGAGAAUACCCGAAGAGGUGAGAGAAAGUGGUUCGAUGGCGUGGAAUAAGGGGAGGGUUCACUACUUCGGAGCUCGGGAAGAAGUUAAAGAGGUGUAUUCGGUUCGGUAUAAGAAAGAUAUGGACGAUUUUUUGAGUUUUCGGGCACGCGAGCUUGUGGAUGGAGGGUUAAUGGUGAUGGUUGUGCUCGGUUUUCCCGAUGGGGUAGUUGCUUCCGAGUCUAGUAUGGGAGUGGCCUUUGGUGUACUUGGAUCUUGCUUUGAGGACUUGGCCAAGAUGGGAAAGAUAAGUGGAGAGAAGGUGGAUUCAUUCAACUUGCCUUUCUACUAUCCAUCUCCAUCGGAACUGAAGGCAUUGAUCGAGGCAAACGGCAUGUUCGAUAUUGUGAGAAUAGCUAAAUUAGCUGCUCCGAUGAGAGUGAAACCAGAUCCUCGAAUCGUGACCGCUCAUUUGAGAGCUGUUAUUGGAGAACUUAUUGAGGAGCACUUUGGUAGUAAUGGAAUAUCCAUCGACGAAUUGUUUAAGCUUCAUUUGCAGAAAGUGACGAAUAGUCCGGAAUUAUUCGAUGAGGAGUACUGGAAAGAGACUAAUUACUUUGUCUUUCUCAAACGAAAGUAA
Messenger RNA from Erythranthe guttata (spotted monkey flower), 1219 nucleotides. RefSeq names its product loganic acid O-methyltransferase. Gene Ontology annotation, molecular function: methyltransferase activity. NCBI's taxonomy places the organism in Eukaryota, Viridiplantae, Streptophyta, Magnoliopsida, Lamiales, Phrymaceae. The record is from RefSeq and is a predicted model, not a curated record.